Messenger RNA from Clunio marinus, 447 nucleotides. The record is from the annotation of a GenBank genome assembly. Lineage: Eukaryota; Metazoa; Arthropoda; Insecta; Diptera; Chironomidae.
AUGAAAAAGCUACGAUUUAAGAAAAAUCUUAUAAAGUUCUUGAAUAAGCAUGUGACAAACACCGAAAGGCAAUCGACACACACAUUCUUAGCUGAGUAUUUUUUAAGUUUUUCUCGUUUGGGUUGGGCAGCACGACAAGACGAAACUUCAAUUUUCGGUAGAGGGGGUGUUUAUGAGAAAAAGGAACAUGAAUGGUUUUUUAUUAUGAAAUAUUUUGACAUGUAUUUGCUAUGUGAUGAACCAAAAAAAGACUUCAGAGAAGUUGGCAGAGUAGAGUAUGAGAUUGAGAGAAUAUUGAAAUUGCACAAUUCUGAAAGAUUUAAAGCUUUAAUAAAAUUAUCUGAUUUCAUUUUAUACCAUUUAGCGAAUAAAACAUUUCACAAAUCUUUAAUGUUACCUCAUAAAACUAUUUUUCCUAUAAAUGAUCAGAAAGAUUUAAAACCUUAA